Messenger RNA from Prunus armeniaca (apricot), 720 nucleotides. NCBI's taxonomy places the organism in Eukaryota, Viridiplantae, Streptophyta, Magnoliopsida, Rosales, Rosaceae. The record is from the annotation of a GenBank genome assembly.
AUGACUUCCGAGGCUCCUGAGUCCACCUCACCAAUCACUAUCACCGAGACCGAACACGCGGUCAGAAUCUCGGCAAGUGUUCCAACAACGACGGAUCGUGCGGCCGAGUUCAAGGAAGAGCAAGCAGUAGUGGAGGGUCUGAUGGCUAAGCAGGCCUACAGGAUAGAGACAUCCUUUAUGGCCGCAGUGGACAGAUUCUCCUUAGAGCUACGGACGCUCUUUCAGGAGAGGAUACCGGUAACGUCGUCCGCGAUGCCUCCUAGAGCCGGACAAAGAAGCCAAGAGUGCGAGAGGUUUGAGCCCUACGGCGAAAGCAGCAGCCUCGGCGCCUCUGGCCGCACCCAAGCGUCAGGCUACGGCCAGCAUUCUCAACCGCCAACAAAUAGCUGGGGGCAAUCCCAGCCAACAUGGGUAUAUCCCGGACCGACCUGCCCAGCAAAAACGGCGUAUGGCCCACUCCAUCCUUUGGCCGUAUCAUUGGGGCAAAGUAGCCCCACGCAUUUUGCGGUCCAGCAACUUGGCCCAGUUCACACCGUGGCCGUCCAGACCCAUCCUGGCCCAGUUCACACUGUGGCCGUCCAGUCAAAGCAAUCCGACCGUUUCACCAUUACAAGCGUCGUUAUUUCCGUCAGGCUCCCACCUUCAGUAUGGUCCGGCCAUUCCAACAGCAACACAUACGCACCCUGGUCAAACCUACGACUCUUAUCUAAUGCCGCCUAG